This is a messenger RNA of Symbiodinium sp. CCMP2592, 1302 nucleotides long. Lineage: Eukaryota; Dinophyceae; Suessiales; Symbiodiniaceae. The record is from the annotation of a GenBank genome assembly.
AUGGCUGCUACGGCUGACAGCGCCGCCUUAAUCCCACCUUGUCAGGAGGCAGUGGCACAGGGAGAGGCGCAGCACGCCGAAGCAUUGCGGAAGCUGCACGCCGAGAAGGCACUUCGGGUAGUUGUGUUCUCCAUGGUAGAAGGAUGGUGGUGGCCUACAAGUUCCAUGGGUUCGGAUGGCAGCCGCGACCGAAGCUUGCCUUCGAGCCCAACCACGCCCUUUGAUCUUCCCAACAUCACUACCGACAAAACAGCUAUUCUAAGGACCCCAAGCUGGUUCGGCGACACCUCCCCAGUCGCCCAAACAAACUUUCUAAGCACACCGAACUGGUUGGAUGACCUCGUCCCACCGCCCUCUUCCAGCCAAGUAAUCCCCCCAUUGAGCACUCCUGACUGGAUGGAUGAUGAGAUGCCAGCAUAUGCCAAGCUGCCAAGCUUCGACACCAGAGUGCCCAGUUUGCCCAGACGCACUGCAACCCCGAGCUCCGGGGAUGGCCGCACCCCCACGGCAGACGGCAGCACACGGCGCACCCCGGACCCCUUCGAUGACACUCCGAGUCCACCACUGGACAUGCAGUUUUCCAACUCGAGCAGCCGCUUCGUGCAGCUGCUUGCGGGGGCUGUGGCCGAAGCAGACGAGCCGCAAAGCAAGAAAGAGGCUGCCGAACGUCAGCCCCCCAUCAGCCAGCCCCCUCCGGCUCUCUCCAUGGAUGCCCCACCCAACCCAGGCCCAGGAAACUGGGCGCGGCCUUUGAUCAAGCCACCGGUACUCUUGGCCACGGCCGCCCCUCAGAGCGAGGCUCCAGGACCACCGGGACCCUACCCCUUCACCGCCGGAGCCAUGCCCCCACCGAUGCCGGUGCCAUUACCGCAGAUGCCACCUCCUGGCUCGAUGCUCGGCGACCCGGGUCCAGGAUUUCGAGCGUUCGCACCAUUCGACGAAGUCUUCGGCGACAGGCUGGGAAGAUCGUCCCCGGACACAUCGGAGUCGCCCCAAAGGCUGCGGAAGAGCCUUGGACGGCAGGUCGGUGCCCAGGUUCUGAACCCCAAAGAGCCGAAAUCGCCCUUGCCGGCUGGGCCCCUGCUGCCGGGUCAGGUUGGCACCUCGAGCGCAAAAUCCACUGUCCCGCGGGUGACCCUGGCAGAUGGCGAGGAGUCCUCCCCGAACCGGCGUCGCAAGAGAGGGAGCCGUGAGUCCAAGGAUCCAGAUAUCAGCGUCUUGGCGAAAAGCAUCCGGAAAGAUCCGGCCAUGGUGGUUUGGUGGUUGCAGCUGUCCCAGUGGAGCCUGUUGCUGACAGUUUAA